Molecule: messenger RNA, 993 nt
Organism: Panicum hallii
Lineage: Eukaryota; Viridiplantae; Streptophyta; Magnoliopsida; Poales; Poaceae
Exons: 1
Coding region: 139-735 (198 amino acids)
Source: RefSeq, a predicted model, not a curated record
CCGCCACGCAUCAUCCAUAGACACGCUAGCUUUGUAGUGUCCGUGCUUGUUUCGCUCUCGCUCUCUCUCUCUCUCUCUCUCUCUCUCUCUCUCGGGAUCGGAAGCCAAGUCCGCGCGGUGGUGCGCGCUAGCGGGGGGAUGAAGAAGAAGAGCGGCGGCGGCGGGUGCCUGGGCGCGCCGAUGCGCGCGCUGUCGCGGGCGUGCGACUCGGCCUGCGACCUCUACGUGCGCGGCAUGUCCGGGUGCGCGCGCCGCGUGCCGUCGGGGUCGUCCGCGGGCGUCGUGGGGCGCGGGUUCGGCGGGGCGGGCGCCGCGUCCCUGCGCCUGCGGGUCAGCAGCUCGGACGGCUCAGACGGUAACGACCUCGUCCGCGCCGCGGCCGCGGCCAGGCGCCACCAGCGCCGCGUCGCGGCCGAGCCGGCGGAGGAGGGCGCGGGCAGCAAGAAGGGCGGCGCCGCGGCGAGGCAGAGGCGCGUCGCGGCCGAGCCGGCGGAGGAGGCCAUCGGCUACUACGGUGCCGCCGGCAAGGCCCCAAUCAUCGGCGCGGCGGCACCGGCCGCCUGGGCCCCGGCGCGGAAGAAGGGCAGCGCGGCGGCCAUGGGGACCAUCGCCGAGGACGAGCCGUGCGAGUUCGGCGCCGACGGCGCCUGCGCCGUUGUCCCCUCGCUGAAGCCGCCGCGCCCCGCGGGGUUCGGCGCCGUCAAGGCGGGGGGCGACGACGUGUUCGCACGCUGACGCAUGCAUGCGAACGCGAGGCGUACUGGCCGUGAUCGUCCUGCCUGCCGGUGCAAGAUUGCAGAACUAGCUUCGUUCGAGGCGCAACUAGAUCUCCCCACUUUUCCCCCCUCUCUUCUCUCGUCUUGCUGUGUAAAUUAUUCUAUGUAUCGUUGAUAAGAAAUCUAGCGUGAGUGUGACGUGAUCCUCAGGAUUUUUCCUCCGGAAACCGUUUGAAAUGGUACAUGCACUGCCACUGGCUACUGCGAUUUCAACUUA